Messenger RNA from Olea europaea var. sylvestris, 973 nucleotides. RefSeq lists its product as uncharacterized. The transcript is spliced from 2 exons. NCBI's taxonomy places the organism in Eukaryota, Viridiplantae, Streptophyta, Magnoliopsida, Lamiales, Oleaceae. Bases 150 to 827 code for a protein of 225 amino acids. The record is from RefSeq and is a predicted model, not a curated record.
GUUUCGUAAACCAUCAGAUCGAAGCAGACAUACGAACAAACUUGCCACUGUUGAUCCUUCACCGAACAGCUUGCUUCAACUACUCUCUCUCUCUCUCUCUCUCUCUUUAUAGAGAGAUACACAUCAGUUUCUCACUGUAAACUACUACAAUGGCAACGCCAAUUUGGUUUCUUGUUCUGUCCAUUCUCUUCAUUUCGGCUUCUGCCACUGCGAAUGUCCAAAACAAAGUUACAGAUAAUCCUGCUGAUCAGUUAGUAGCAUUGAUUAACAGUAACAGAACCGCGAGUAAAUCAUCGUCUUUGUACAGCAAUCAAGGCCUUGCAUGCAUUGCUCUCCAAUACAUAAAAGCAUACCAAGGCGACUGUAGUGUGGUGGGCGGGGUAGAUGCCAAAAAACCAAACGAGUCUCAGUUUACCGAAACUUUUGCACCCACUUGUGGUGUAGAGGCCUCGACCCUAACUCCAAUCACCGGCCGACUACUGGGAUGCCAGUCAAAAUACGCCAAGCCAUCAGAAGCAUUUUCCGAAAUUCUGAUGAAGAAUGAUAAGAGCUUGGAAAUAGUCCAUAACAAGAAUCACACAGAAGUGGGUGCUGCCGUGAGUGGCUCUGAUGGUGGUGGUCCCUAUUUCUGGUGUGUGCUGUUCAGCAAUGGCAAAUCCAACCAUAGUUUUGUCCCUGAAGAAGGUGUAGCUAAGAUAAGUCGACCCGGAUGCUUCAGCGGUGCCAAUGAUCAGUGCAGUGGUGCUCCUGCUUUAUCCCAAACCCCUCGUCUUCUGCCAAUUGCAGUAGGAGCUUUAAUUGCAUUGGUAUGUGCCUUCGGAAUUUGAUAUGCUAUAAAUUGUUUUUGACUUGAUUUGUAAGGCAACUUCUUAGUUAUGGUGUAUUCUCUGUAUUUGUUUGUUCAUUCAAUUGAUCUCGAGUUUAAAUGUGUGAUUCUUGAAUAUAUAUAAUUGCAUCAUUUAAUGUUUCAAAA